Linum trigynum is the source of this 711-nucleotide messenger RNA. Lineage: Eukaryota; Viridiplantae; Streptophyta; Magnoliopsida; Malpighiales; Linaceae. The record is from the annotation of a GenBank genome assembly.
AUGCUUGGUAAACCCCUUUGGUUCGAUCAAUCUACUAGGUUAGGCAGGAGAAUGGGAUUUCCUAAGGUUUGUGUGGAGAUGUCUAUUGAUUCCCCUUUCCCAGAUUCUAUCAAGUUGGUACCAGACAGAAAAACAGCUUUCUUAGUGGCCCUUGAGUACUGCAAUCGUCCUCUGGGAUGUCAGAAGUGUAGGAUUUUUGGUCAUCAGUGUGCUGAACCUCAAGGGGUAGAGGCAAAUGGCUCUGAUUUGGUACAGAAUGCUGAACCAGUGACUGAAGGGGCUAGAGCAAUGAGUGAAGGGGGUGCUGGACAGCUGAUCUUGGAUACUAUACUUGCUUCCAGGGGAUCUGCACAGGCAUCUGCGGAAUCUGCUUGUCAUAAUUUGAACGUUGCUGUUGCCAAUUUGGUGAAAUCUAUUGAGCAGGGAGUUCUCUCAGAAUGGAGAAAUGCAGAAUCUGUGUUACCUUCGGAUAAGGAGUUCCACUCAGCAAUAGAAGGACAGUCUGAUGCAAGGGCCUCUACACCUGUGGCAAAUAGGUUUCAAAGCUUAGUUGAUAAUAAUGUAGCAGAUAAAGCAGGACAAGUGGUUGAUGGUAGUCCAGUUCUGAGUAAUCUAGAGGAUUUUCCUGUACUGGAGGCAGGGGUAUUGGACAAAGGUAAGCAGGGUAAGAAGGGGCAAGGGCGCCCUGCUAAACCCAAGAAUAAGAAAUGA